AUGAACUUUGCUGCGAGUGGCUCCUCCUCUCCAGUGGCGGGUGAUGUUGCUGGUGCGGAUAAGGCUCUAUCGGAGCUUACAGCGCUUCUCCCAGAGCGAUGGGAAGAGCGAGGUGGGGCUGUGACGCGGGCUAUGAGUGGACUAUUACAGAAUCCCUUCUUUAGUGCGGGUGCGGGUUUGUAUCUAUUAACAUUUGCGGGAGCCGCAGCCCGUUCUUUUUCAGUGGCUGUGCAAACCGCCCUACGACGUCGUUUUGUGGUAUCCAUGGAACUCACCAGUCAAGAUGAGAGUUUUAAUUGGAUGGUGCGAUGGCUUGCACAGAAUCCUGCCUUUUAUGUACAGCAGGUAAGUGUUACCACUCGAAAUACCACCAUUUACUCAAAUGAUGAAUCCUCACAUGAGUGUUUAUAUGCACCUUGUACAAAUGUUCGUCAUUGGUUUUGGUAUAAUAAUCGUCCCAUGCUUCUUCAACGUCGUCGUGUGGAAACGCAGGCGAUGGGAACAGAUGUAUUAGAGACGAUGCAGUUUACCACCAUUGGUCUCUCUGCACGAGUAAUGCAGGAAAUGGUGGAGGAUGCCCAUCGCUUGACUUCUCUGCGGAACAGUGAUCAUACCGUUAUUUAUCAAAACAGCGGUGGACGAUGGACGCGACAAGAUCCACGUCGUCGUCGUCCCAUGCAUUCCGUGGUAUUAGAUGGACACACCGCCACGGAGUUAUUAAAAGAUGUGCGGCUCUUCUUAAGUAGUGGACGAUAUUAUGAAGAUCUUGGCGUUCCGUAUCGUCGGGGGUAUUUACUGCAUGGACCACCGGGAUGUGGAAAGAGUAGUGCGGUGAUGGCACUUGCAGGGGAAUUACGACUCGCCAUUUGUCCAUUAAGUCUUUCCGGUCGUGGACUUUCAGAUGAUGCCCUCAUCGCCUUAUUAAAUACCGCCCCUCUGCGGUCUAUUGUGUUGUUAGAAGAUAUUGACCGGGCCUUUAGUGCGGAUAGUCAUAUCACGAUGAGUGGAUUAUUAAAUGCCCUGGACGGUGUCGCUGCGCAGGAGGGACGAUUGGUGUUUAUGACAACAAAUCACGUGGAACGGUUGGAUGAUGCUCUCAUUCGACCUGGACGGUGUGAUGUGAAAGUAGAGAUUGGACUUCUCUCUCCCAGUCAGGCAAGGCAAUUAUACCGUAAAUUCUUUCCACACUCCACAGAGGCCCAACAGGAUCAAUUUGCCUCUCAAAUCCCAGCACGGACGUUAAGUGUGGCCCAAAUUCAAUCCCAUCUCUUUUUACAUCGUGAUAGUGCAGAGGCGGCCAUCACAGCACUUCCAGCAUUUCUGCAAACAGUGAAAUCGUUUGAAGUGCGUGUGCAGCGAGCACGAGAAAAGGAAGAGGCGAUGACACGUAUGAGAAGAGCACCCAUGCUACACAACCUCUAA
Messenger RNA from Trypanosoma theileri, 1422 nucleotides. RefSeq names its product putative ATP-dependent chaperone. The transcript has a single exon. The record is from RefSeq and is a predicted model, not a curated record. The coding region runs from base 1 to 1422 and encodes 473 amino acids. Gene Ontology annotation, molecular function: ATP hydrolysis activity; ATP binding. Lineage: Eukaryota; Euglenozoa; Kinetoplastea; Trypanosomatida; Trypanosomatidae.